GAGAGAGCCGGGCCGAGGGAGGGCGGCGGCGCGCGGGGGCCAAGCGGCGGCGGCGGCGGCCGGGCGGAUUGAAGUCGUUACACUUUAGUGGAAUCAUAAGACAUUGAAGUUCCUUAUUAUGGAAAAUAGUGAGUCUAGAAAGAAUUUUCCCCCAUUGAAUGGCAGUAAUUAAUUACUCGUGUCACAUUUCACCAGUCAGCUGUGUCAGGGGAUGGCUUGGACCGAAAUGAGAACUGGACCAUCAUCAUUGCUGAUUCCAAAGUAGAGAACACAUUCACUUUGAGCCAUCAGUAUUUAGAAGCCAGAGAAGAACAUCUGUUGUAAAGGCCUCGAAAUGCAGAGCAGUAAGUCUGAUGGCAGUAACUCCAGUGGAAAUGAAUUGAAUGGACCAGAGUCCAGUGGGACAGAUUCCCUUGAUAAAGAAUCCGAUGAGAUGUGGAAAGAAGGCAAAGCUGGGGCUGACAGCAACAGUGAGCAGCAAGAUCGAGACAAGACUUCUGAAGAACUUAUGAUGGUGGUCCGAGAAAUGAAAAAGUAUUUCCCCUCUGAGAAAAAUCAUAAGCCUAGUAUUCUGGAUGCCCUCAACUAUGCCCUUCGCUGCGUGCACAGCGUGCAAGCCAACAAUGAGUUUUUCCAGAUUCUCAGACCAAAUGGAGCACACCAAGCAGAUGUGACUAAGUACACCCUCGAGGAGCUGGCUACCAUCGCUUCGGAACACACGUCAAAAAACACAGAUACCUUUGUGGCGGUUUUUUCGUUUCUGUCGGGAAAGUUGGUACAUGUUUCGGAGCAGGCCACUCUCAUUCUGAACUGUAAGAAGAAUUCCCUGGCAUCCUCUCCAUUUGUCGAGCUGCUUGCCCCUCAAGAUGUGAGGGUGUUCUACGCACAUACGGCCCAGGCCCAUCUUCCAUUCUGGAAUGUCAGCACCCAAACAGCCUCCCAAUACGAAUAUUCCCAAGUGAAGCCCUUUUUCUGCAGGAUCAGGGGAGGUAAAGACCGAGAACAAGAGGCCCGUUAUUACCCAUUCCGGAUCACCCCCUAUGGGAUCGAUGUGUACAGCUCUGCUGAUGCAGAGUCAGAGCCCUGCUGCCUCACUCUGCUUGAGAAGAUCCACUCUGGUUAUGAAGCUCCCCGGAUUCCUGUGAAUAAAAGGAUCUUUACAACAACCCAUACCCCAGGGUGUGUGUUUCUUGAAGUGGAUGAAAGAGCUGUGCCUUUGCUGGGCUACCUCCCUCAGGACCUGAUUGGAACCUCCGUCUUAAUGUACCUGCAUCCGGAAGACCGUCCUCUGAUGUUUGCUGUGCACCAAAAAAUCUUGAAGUACGCGGGCCAACCUCCCUUUGAACAUUCACCCAUUAGAUUUUGCACUCAGAAUGGAGAUUACGUCAUAUUGGAUUCCAGCUGGUCCAGCUUCGUGAACCCGUGGAGCCGGAAAGUUUCCUUCAUCAUCGGCCGACACAAAGUCCGAACGAGCCCAUUAAACGAAGAUGUUUUUGCUGCCAGAAUCAAGAAGAUGAGCAGCAUUGACAAAGAUAUAAUGGAAUUACAAGAUCAAAUCUACAAACUUCUGUUACAGCCAGUUCACGUCAGUGGGUCCAGUGGCUACGGCAGCCUGGGAAGCAAUGGGUCGCAGGAACAUUACAUUAGCAUCGCGUCAUCUAGCGAAUCCAGUGGGAACUGUGUCGAGGAAAUACAGAAGGAGCCAAUGACAUUGCAGCAGGUCUGUGCCACGGUCAACAGAAUCAAAAACCUGGGUCAGCAGCUAUAUAUUGAAUCAAGGACCAAAUUAUCCAACCAACAGUUUGUAAGAUCAGGUACAGAGCGACAAGGAGGCAACAAGAAGUCUUCUCAUCCUUCAUUUCAGGAGCUGAGAAAUAGUAGUUUGGGCACUGAUUCUUGUGAUGAUUUGAGAAAAGAUCAGCAUACUCCAUCCUAUCAGCAGAUCAAUUGUGUGGACAGUAUUAUCAGGUAUCUCGAGAGCUACAACAUCCCUGCCUUGAAGAGGAAGUGUAUCUCCUGCAGCAAUACAACUUCCUCCUCCUCUGAAGACGACCAGCACAUCAGUCAGAGGCCAGUGGGUGCCCAGGCACUAGACGCCGUUCCCCAGAUUCCAGUCCUGGCCACACCUGCAGGGAGCGAGGACAAUGGCACAGCACUGGCGCUCUCCCCCAAAGCCAUGAGUGUGCUCUCUGCUACGAGCCAGUGCAGCUACCGCAGCACCCUGGUGCACGUCCCCCACCCAGAAUCAGAGAUGACUGCUGGAGAUGAUGUUACUGCAGGCAAUGAGCCGGCUGAGGCCCGGAGCCUGAGCCUCCAGACUUUCCCUGUGGCCCCAGAGGGCUUCAGGCAGGUAGGGCUCACGAAGGCAGUGCUGUCCGCUCACACCCAAAAGGAAGAGAAGAACUACGUGGACAGAUUUCGGGAAAAGAUCUUGUCUUCUCCAUAUUGCUCCUAUCUCCAGCCGGAUGGCAGAAGCAAGAUGAGAUAUCCCCUCAUCCAAGGAGAUGCUCCUUCCAAGCAGACCCCGUCAGCCGGCUGUAAAAAGGGAAAACACAAGCGCCUGAAGCUCCCGGUGUCCUCUCGCAGCAGCGGCUCUUGUGAGAACUUGCCUUCUCUGCUGGGGACGCCAUCUCUGGGCAGACUACCCUGGUCGCCUUCAGACGUGGCCCCCCCCGGCUCGUGUGGGUUGCUGCACCCUCCUUUGGCCCCUUCCCCAGCCUCUGGUUUUCCUGUUCUGCCCCCGAUGUCCCCUCUGAGAGCACAGUGCACAGCGUCCAUGCCUGGACCGGGACCUCAGCCGGGGCUGAGCCCUGCCUACAGGAUGCAGCCGCUGCCAGCAUUCCCUUCUCCUUAUGUGGGUGCUUUUAUGACCAUUAUUUUGCACAACCCCCCUGCCUGUCCCCAGAUGUGCCAGCCAUUCUCUUCCCCGUGUCCGUUCUUGGGUGUGCCUGGUUGCUCUGAAAUAGUCCCACCGCCGCUGCCCUCCUCAUCACCAGUACUGCCGCAGGAGGACCUUCCAGAACCACCAUCCCCAGCCUCCAGCCAGAGAUCAGCUGAAGAGGAGUGGGUGCUCCAGAGCAAUCAGGAGCACCCCUUAUUUAGUCAUUCCAGGAGUAGCUCCCCACUACAGCUGAACCUGCUUCAGGAAGAAUUGCCAGGGGCUCCUGAGUCCCUGGCACACAUGGGACGGGAGUCAGACACAGGAGUGCAGGAUUCACAUCAAGCAGGCGGUAACGAAAAUAGCCAUAAUUCUGUGGCCAAGGAGCUGUUCACCCUGCUACUUCACAAGGACUCUCCAGCUGGAGCUGAUUCUGCAGCAUCGGGUAGUGGGUCUGUGAGCUCUGAUGCCAAUGGCUCACUCUCCCAUGGCACAUCUGGUUGUGGCACAGGAAGCAGUGAUAGCAGCAAAUACUUUGCAAGUAGCGACUAUUCCUCUGAAACCUCCCAGAAUGAGCAGAAAUCAGAGGAAAAAGAAGCACCCCACAAAUCAGGUAGAGACGCCAUCUGGGGGAUGAUAGAGCAGACCCCCGAGUGCGUCCUGAUGACGUAUCAGGUCCCCGAGAGGGUUAAAGAAGAUGUAUUAAAAGAGGACCUAGAGAAGCUGGAAAGUAUGAAGCAGCAUCAACCUCGGUUUACGGAUGGACAGAAAGAGGAGCUGGCAGAAGUGCACCCUUGGAUUCAAAGCCAGACAGUCCCUCGAGAAAUAGACACCCACGGCUGUGUCACGUGUGACAGCAAACGUUCUCUGGGUGUUGGGGCUCUGCCUUACGAGAAGAGUCUGGACGAAGACAGUUGGGUGACUGACCAUGAAGAUGCGCCUGCACAGCCUUUUCAAGACAGAAAACUCUGAUGUUUUUAACACUUGACUCUCUUCUGAAGCCUUGCAUAUCUUCUAAAAUUCUUGCCUUUUCAAUGACUUUGCAGUUAUCAGUGAAUGCUUAGAGCUGUCCAAAAGUUUUCUUCCUUAAUUUUUAAUAGACUUAUUUUUGCAAAUAGAAUGACUUUCUAAAUAGAAUCUUUUACUCUUAAAUUCUUAAAUUUGAAAUGUGUUCCUAGUAUCUUGAAACCAUCAGUUGCAUUUGGCCGCCAUUUCAGCCAUCACAAUUCCAAAGAGGUUAAAUCACAGCAGUGGAUGGUGGAGCAUAAGGUCAGUCUCACCCAGGUGGGAUGUAAUAAGGAGGAUGACUCCAGUGAGCCCGGAGCCUUAACUGCAUUGGAUCCAUCCCUUCUGGCUAAAUUGGGGGCUGGGAUAGUUGUUCCCAUGAAUUCAGUGGAUCCAGGUUCCACACUGGAUGGACUCUACCUCCGUCUCACAGAGCUGCUUCCACUGAAGUUUGUGCUUAAGCAAGACGUUUGCACUCCAGCUUUGCCUUGUUCAGUAAGGAAUAGAGAAGUCAAGUCAACACUCGUAAGCCUUAGUAGGCACGGACAGGCCUUUCUGUCCUCACAGGAAUUUAAACGUCAGCAUUUUGUAGAUCCUCUUGGUUUUUAGCAUUCCCAGACUUUAGAUGGAGUCUAUCUGCACAGCCCCUCCACCCUGCCCUGAGCACUGGCGUCUGCUAGACUGUCCUCUGCCUAGCGUUUUAGGGCAGCGUGGUGGAAGCGAAGGGAUACGCAGUUCAGAGGAAAAUGAUGCUUAGGUUGCUUUUUCCCCCUGUCUUAAAUAUUGUUCCUUCUCAUGCUUGCUUUCUCUCUGGUGCUCCAUAGAGUGAUUCCUUCUCUGAUUUUAAAUGCGUGGACCUCCAGCAGCACAAAGAGCAUGGCGCCUAGGAGAGACCUUUCUCAUUGAUUGAUGCCUCCAAUUCCUGCCCUUUAGCAGGGGAACUAAAUCCUACUUGGAAGUUUUUCAUUUUUAGUGAGCAGUUGCUAGGUAAAAUUGGCUCUCUUUUCUCCAUGAGUGAAUUAAACACAUGCCAUUUAAAUCUGUGAUUAGCAAAGAACCUUUGUAUUCCAUGGUGCCCUGGAACUGGAUGGAUGGUUUCUGAAACAUACAUUCCAUUUGUAAAAUUACAUAAAUUUUUUCCCAUUAGUCUGGGAAGUGUCCAUCACCAUAGGAUUUCCUUGUGGCAAUGACCACACAUUUUUGAGCACUGUCAAAUGCUCAUUCCACAGAAUUUGCUUUGUUUAAAAAAAAAAAAAGCCAAUUAUCUUACUCUUAAGAAUAGUAGAAAUCUCUCCCUUUUAAUUAUUUCCUGGAUCACUUUUAUCUAAGUUUGCAAGUUUAUUUGCCUUAGGACACAGUUCACUGAGAGCUCUGGAUGUGUGUGUACGUACGUGUGAGUGUGAGUGAGAGAUUUUGAAAGAAGUGUAGCAUCAGACGUAAGAGCAUAUAUAUAUACAUAUAUAUAUAUAUUUACAGCCAUUUAUAAAUGAUCACAUUUUGAUAACUUCAGUGUUAGGCUAGAUAGUAUUUUUAGAUUUUUUUUUUUUAUCUCUGUGAAAUUACUACUGCUGGACGUAAGCAAUGUGUUGGUUCAGUAGUGAUGUGGUUACUGCCCGCCCCCCAAGGGGGCUCCACCCAAUCAAAAGCUUGUGGUCAAUGUUUUUAUGAAAUUGUUACAUUCUCGCCUGAAGAAUUCAUGUCUGGAAAAAAGUACGUAUCGUCUCUUUCAAUGUUUACACAAAUGUUGCUGCUCCAGCAGUUGUCUUUCUCGGAUGUGUUGUGAGAAUUUCUUUAAAAAAAGAAAAAAAGAAUGCUAUGUACAUGAGGUGAUUCUAAGGUUAAGAUGAUGCUUGGUUAUAAAUCGCAAGGCAAAUCAGAAUUUGAAUUUUUUUUUAAUUUUUCAACCAAAUUUGUAAUUAGCAAUGUGUGAAUUUAUUUGUUUUUACUGUAUAUGAAUAUCCUGACUAGGUGUCUUGGAUUUUUUUUAAGUAAAAAUAAAACCAGCAGUGAACCUG
Trichosurus vulpecula (common brushtail) is the source of this 5898-nucleotide messenger RNA. It is a transcript of the gene PER3, whose product is annotated as period circadian regulator 3. Gene Ontology annotation, cellular component: cytoplasm; nucleus. Bases 335 to 3850 code for a protein of 1171 amino acids. The transcript is spliced from 22 exons. Lineage: Eukaryota; Metazoa; Chordata; Mammalia; Diprotodontia; Phalangeridae. Gene Ontology annotation, molecular function: transcription cis-regulatory region binding; transcription corepressor binding. The record is from RefSeq and is a predicted model, not a curated record. Gene Ontology annotation, biological process: entrainment of circadian clock by photoperiod; negative regulation of transcription by RNA polymerase II; circadian regulation of gene expression.